CCGGUUUCCCUUCCUUGUGUGCUAAGAUGGCGGACCGGCGACGACGAAGGAGGCGCGCGUCUCAGGACAGCGAAGAUGAGGACGAGUCUGCGUCCGGGUCGGAGAGCGGGAGAUCGGCUUCCCCUAGCGGGAAGACUCGCGCUAGAAUCCCCGAGCCAGGGGAGCCUCCAGCCGGGCGCGUUGCCGCGAAAAGCGACGUCGAAUCUGAGUGUGAAAGUGAAGACGGCGUAGGUGAAGCUGUCCUUUCUGACUAUGACAGUGCUGAUCCGGAGGAGAACGGCUCGCACUCGGAGGGAGGAGAGGAGGAUGAGGAGGAGGCUGAGCACUUCAGUGAUGAAGAUGCUGCGCGCCAAGCCGCGGAGCAGAAAGCAGCAGUAGUAGUAGCAGCAGCAGCAGCCGCCGAUGCUCCCACUGAAGUUGUGGUAGAGGAGGGAGAAGAAGAAGAGGAGGAGGAGGUGGAGGAGGAGAGAGAAAUGAAAGAAGUGAAGAGUGAUGAGAAGGGCAACUUGGCUGGAGAGAGGCAGAGUGGAGAUGGUCAGGAGAGCACGGAUGAUCCCGAGAAUAAGUCAGCCGGUAAAGCCGGUCAGAAGUUGGAUGAUGAUGAGGACCGAAAGAAUCCUGCAUACAUCCCCCGGAAGGGCUUGUUUUUUGAGCAUGAUGUGAGGGGUCAGGCUCAAGAUGAAGAGAGGCCUAAGGGCAGACAUAGAAAACUGUGGAAAGAUGAGGGUCGCUGGGAGCAUGAUAAGUUUCGGGAGGAAGAGCAGGCCCCUAAAUCGCGUGCGGAGCUGAUUGCUAUUUAUGGUUAUGACAUUCGCAAUGGCAAUGGCUGCAGUGACACUAGACCAUUCAAGCCACGGAAGCCCAGGCAUCUUGGCCCGCUUAACCAGGAGUCCAAGCGUUACCGGGAUGGUGAGAAACCCCCUCGCUCCUCGUGGCAUGGUGCGGCUCCUGGUGCCCGUGGUGCCCCACCUGUGACAAUAGCUCCCCAAUCAGGUGUUCCUGCGCCUCCUCGCUCCCAGAAUAGACCUUCCACCCAGCCCCCUGCACGCACCUUCCAGAGCAGUCGUCGACCUGAAAUCAGAAGUCAUGCUAAGGCCACCACACGACUCCAGGCUUCUGAGAGCGAGAAGGCACCCAGGCUCAGGGGCCGAGGUUCUCAUGGACCCCCUCACCACACCCAGCGCAGCCCACAGGAGGAAGAAGAAGAGGAAGGCGAGAUUCCAACUGUAGCCACCACUUACACUGCCCAUUACUACAAAUCUGAGCAGGAGACAACAUCUUCAUCGCAGCAAAAGGAGGAGUGUGGAACAACGGAGGAACAGCAGUCGAGCGCACCUGGCGCGGUAAGGGAGGUGUCUCCACCUCCUGAGAGGCCAGUGGAGAAAAAAUCCUACUCUCUGGCACGCAGGAGCCGAGCCAGACCCUCGGACCUUAGUAAACAGGCCUCGCUGGAAGAGGCAGUGCUCACCCCACAGGUUAUGCCUACUGCUGCCAAGAGUGAAUCAUGGCAGGGACAGGGUGAGACAGGCACACAGAGUGGCUUAUCAAGGCUCGAUCAGGACCUGGCCCGUCUCAGUCUGGCUGGGCAAAGCUGGACCCAGAGUCCGCCCUCAUACCUCCAGCCUGAGAUGAGGGGCAUCCCUAGUUCUAUACAUAUAGGAGGUGGACCUCCUCAGUAUGGCAAUAUGGAGGACAUGGGUGUUGGUGGUGGCCGGGCUAAGCGGUAUUCUUCUCAGAGGCAGAGACCAGUGCCUGAACCAGCGCCAAUGCACAUAGGGCUCAUGGAGGGCCACUAUUACGAACCCAUGUCAUUUCAGGGACCAAUCUACGCACAUGGCGACAAUCCUGCUGCCAUGCCACCACAGGGGCUUUUGGUACAACCAGAGAUGCACCUGCCCCACCCCACACACCCAAGCUUGCAUCCACACCAGUCAGGAGGACCGAUUCCGAACCCUGCUCUUUACGCUCCUCCUCCACCUGUUUCUCUGUCUCCUGGACAGCCACCCCCACAGCAACUGCUUGCCCCACCCUUCUACCCUCCACCUGGAGUCAUGACCUUUAGCAACACCAAUUACCCAUACCCUGCUGGAGCUACAAUACCCCCCAUGUACCCCAAUGCACAGGCUCAGUCACAGGUGUAUGGUGGAGUGACGUAUUUUGACACGGUACAGCAGCAGGCUCAACCCAAACCUUCUCCGCCACGCCGCACUUCACAGCCUGUCACAGUCAAACCUCCCCCGCCAGAGGACCAGAGUAGGAAGCCCAGUGAGGAGGUGCGCUCCUAGCUGCUGCUGAAAGAAGUGACCAGGACCAGCACCACUUGUGGAUGAAUACAAUUUUCGAUUUGUUACAUCACCAUCUUUUUUUUUUGUUGUUGUUGUUUUUUUUUUAAAAAAGUAAAAACGUUUGAUUUUAUUCAUUUCAAGCAUGUCUACAUUCACCCUCAUGCAAGGCUCUCCUUGUGAAUCGUUUCUCGAUCAUAUUUUUCAUCACCUGAUCUGUUUGCUGUGUGCUGCUUCACUUUCAAGGCAUGAAUUAGUCGCUGAAGGAAAUGUACUUGAUGUACUGUAAAAUAGACAUCAAGCCGACACAGAAAGGGGUUUCGCUGCUAUUAAUCACCAUUAUAUUCAUCAUCAUAAAUAAACGUCACGUGUUGUGCUCAUAAUCCAGGCCUGUUGUUUUAGAUGGGGGGGGCAGAUUGCAAACAUUUCAUUUCGUGCAGCAUGUUGAAUGUGUUGGAGAAGAUAACAUGUCCAAGGCUAUUUAGAUCACUUGUCUCCAUGAAAUGCAAUACAUAUUUGUUGCAAAUUGGACCUGCAUGAUAAUUAUCUGGUGGAGUUUUGUGUGCUGAAGAACGGAACAUGAAAGCAGGUCAGGGCCAUACAGUACCAUAUUAGGAUGCGCAUUUAACAUUGAAUUUAAAUAUAUGCAUGUAGCGUCUUCAGUUUAACGUUCACAUUCAGCAUUAGAGGGCACUUUCUAUGGCCUGGCAGUCUAUGCAUCUCCUGUUGUUUGUUUUUGUUUCCCUCUAUAUCUGAGUAAAUGUAAAAUAAGGCAAUAUGUUUCAGCUAUAGUGCAGUUUCCAGACCAGUUGGUGAGGGCAGGAAGCGUUGAGCUUCGGCAUGGAGUGACCAUGCUAGAGGAUAAACUAAUUGACCAAAAAAAAAUGGUGGUGUCAAUGCUGACGUACAGAGCCACAAAUCGAAAGAGCUUCUUUUCUCUGCUCAAUGCCAAGCACAUGUGAUUUACACAGAAAUUUGUGAUGGUGCACCUUUAAGGGCUCACAGAAAGGCAGUGAAUUUAGGCAGUGAAAUAUAUAUAUAUAUAUAUAUA
Molecule: messenger RNA, 3333 nt
Organism: Hemibagrus wyckioides
Lineage: Eukaryota; Metazoa; Chordata; Actinopteri; Siluriformes; Bagridae
Gene: casc3
Product: casc3 exon junction complex subunit
Exons: 13
Coding region: 27-2285 (752 amino acids)
Biological process (GO): mRNA processing
Cellular component (GO): exon-exon junction complex
Molecular function (GO): mRNA binding
Source: RefSeq, a predicted model, not a curated record